This is a messenger RNA of Orbicella faveolata, 3569 nucleotides long. RefSeq lists its product as uncharacterized. The record is from RefSeq and is a predicted model, not a curated record. Lineage: Eukaryota; Metazoa; Cnidaria; Anthozoa; Scleractinia; Merulinidae.
CACUACAAGAGGCUACGACUUGCUAGCUACAUUGCGGAAUGAAUUAAGCGGUCUUUCCUAAUUUCCGAGUUCCUAGUAACAAAUUCUGAAAAGAAAAAUGCUAUUUGGCUCCUAAUCGCAUCUACAACGAAAUUCUCUUUCGUGAUUGGUUUUCCGCGCGUCUAUUCGACAAGGAAUCGGGUUUUUUUUCAUUUGGUCGGUUAUAAAGUUCCUUGUAAAUGGUGCAGGUCGUCCCUAAGGCUUAUCUGCCGUUAGAUUUCACCGCGAUCAAUCGUUUUCAGGUCUGGUGGUCUGAAAAUACUUCACCGAAAUCAAUUGACCGUGAAGGCCUGGGAGGAAGCUGUACGGGAACUGGCCACGGGCAACAGCUCCUUCAGAAUAAAGGUUACCAAGAUAGCCAAAGAACCUUUUCGCUGCUAGUUAAUCGCUUUCCUCGUAGAUGGUUUCGCCGGCAUAUAGCUGUACUUUCGCGACGUGAAUUUGUUUCAAAGUGCGAUUUACAGGUCCAUAGUAAUUCGAUACGGAUCCCUUGCGCGGAAAAAGUCAAAAAGGCCUCUGGAAACGUGCCUAACUGAGAUUAACAUCCAUAAACGCGCAAAAAAGAGCUCGGUCAAUAUCCUGAACCGCCUUGACCUCACUAGCAAUUACAUAUAACCACAAUAAUUUUUUACUUUUUUACGUUCCUUUAUAGGUCUUCCUGGAUAGCUACAGUGAACAAUGUUGCCCUUGAAAACGGCAAGGAGAAGUCUCUGUGAAACAUUGCACAGAAAGAUGCUUCAAGCAGUCAUAUUAUUGGCGAUAUUAACGCUCUCAAUUAACUGGUAUUUUUUCGGCUAUGGGAGAUUGUGGAGUGACAGAAUCGUGUUCAAUAAUUUAACAGACACUCAGGGAGGAGACCUUGGUGAAGAAAUACGCACAAAUAAUAAUGAACAAACAAUUUCAUUUGAAAGAAUUCCAUUUAUAUCUGUCAAAUCUCAAACACUGAAUUUCAAAGAAGAAUCAGCUCAAGCUUUUGAAAGAAAUCUAACAGAGAAUGAUGGAAAACAAAGUGUAGAAGUAUAUGCAACUAUUAACACUCAUAACGAUGAAAGACAGGCCAUUAAGGGAGGCAUGAAAGGAGAAAAUGCACCAACUAGCCAUGUACCUCAUCCUACGAAGAGUGCCACAUCUUUUACGACGGCAACCGAAUCAUUCCGAAUAUGCCCAAAGUUGUCCCUUCAAUCUACAAAUACUGUCAAAUAUGGUUUAUGUACACCUCACAAGCCAAGCGAAGAAUCAUGUAAGUUUGCUAGAGAAACUUAUGCCAUCGAUCCCGAGUUAUCAGAAUGCAAGGAGAAAGGUAUGGGAGACGUUUGUAAGAUGGAAAUCACUAGACUUAACAAGAGAAGUGAUAUUUCGUUCAGAUGCAAUCAAACACUUUGCAAACAAGGAGAAAGCGGUUCGUUUAAGGUUCAUAGUCUCGACCCCAAGGCAGGAAUGACCAGCAUCGUGAGAGAAUUCUCCACAAUAAAAGAACUCGAGAAUGGAUUACCGGAUAUUGUAAAAGAAAACAAACAAAAGAAGUUAAACUUUGUUUUCAUUGACUGCGUCACCCCACAUGGCAGAGAUGUGUCUCAAUUUGUUCCAAUUGGGCCAGGUUUCACCAUCGAAGAAGCACAAAACAUUAGAAAUGGAAAUUUUAUUAACGUAAACGUCCUUCUGAUUGACUCGGUAGCCAGGGCUCAUUUUUAUCGCUCCUUGCCGAGAACAGUUGCCACAUUUAAAAAAUGGCGGGAAAGCCCAAACACAGUUCCGGCCAAAGUCUUCGACUACGAGUUGUUCCAGGCCCUGCAUGGCCAUACUGCUGAAAACACGCACGCGCUCUUUACUGGAGAACUUUUUCCGAUAGAAGAUAGAGGGAAAACACUUCCGGUCAAUAUGUCGGCGAUGUUUGGGCAUUACAAGAGAGCUGGGUACCAUACCAUUUUUCAGGAAGACUUGUGUUGGAAAGGGAUCUGGGGAUUAAUGUUAGAUCUUGGAGAGAGAUCGUGGAGCAAUCUUCAGCGCGCGAUGAAAGCCACUUCCAUCGAUCAUACAGGCCUCACCCAUUCUAGCUGCAAGAUUCUUAACUCAUUGGGGGUUGAUGAUCCUUUUAGCGGACCUCAAGGCGACCAAAUCUGCUACAAUGGAAAGUUUCAACACGCAUAUUUUCUUCGUUACUUAACGGAUACACUUCACGCUAUUAGUGCGUCACGCAAGGCGUUGCCUCUUUUCUCGUACAUGGCUCUUAACGUUGCGCACGAUCACAGAAGCAUACGAACGCAAACUUUGGAUGUCGAUUUAGAACGUUAUGUGACUGACAUGGCACAGGAGCAAAACACGUUCACGAUUAUUCUAGCGGACCACGGGAACACGUACACAAGCUACACCUCAGAUGUGCUUGAAGGACGCUUUGAAAUGUUUCACCCAAGCCUCUUCAUUAUUGUUCCGGACAAAGUGGCAUCGCGCUUAGGAAAGAGCGCAAUGUCAGCACUGGCGGUGAACCAGCGACGGCUUGUCACAAUGAUUGAGUUGCACCGUUCUCUAAUGGUUUUGGCCAAGCCCCUUCUUGGUGGAGUUAAACAAGUGGGGCUGUUCACGCCCAUGUCUCUGAACCGCACGUGCGAUGACCUGGAACUCAGGACACCGAAUUUGUGUGUCUGUGAAGGCUGGGAUGUGCCAGCGGACAAUGACACCUCACGCAUACCCAUCGCGGAGUUUGCGAUUGGUCAGUUGAAUAAUCGAAUACAAGAGCAGUAUCAGGAAGAACUCUCGCGAAAAGCGAAUACUAAAGCCGGUGGCGGGAGGAUCAGGCGAUCUUGCCAAACACUGCUUCCUCUGUGGUUUGAGAAUGUGCGUGAAAGAAACUCCAAAACAGACGGCGCUCUGAUUACUUCCAUGGAUAUUCGCGUUGCUGCAGGAGACGUCGUUCCCCAAAGAGAAGACAUAUUUCACGUUGAAGUGUGGACAAAGGAGAUAAUAGGAGACAAGUCCUUACAAAUGAAACUGCUUUCUUAUGAUCGUCUUACGUUAUUCGGAAAGUACGCGGCAUGCGCGGAUCACAAUGUGAAACUUAAACUAUGCGUUUGUUCGCAAAACGCGACAAAAAUGAAAACAGAAAUCGCGCCUCUGUUUCUUGAAGGCUGGGAACGUUUCGGUCAGCGACCAAGCGUUAAAAAUGUUUCUAAUACGCGGUGUUUAAGGCUGAUUACAUGGAGUUAUGAUGAGAAGAAUUCGAAAGCGUAUGAAAUAGCAAAUGUUUGCCAAAAUCAGUCAUAUAGAGUCAAAAUAGAGGCGGUAGAGGCGUCCAACGUGAAGUUUUCACGCCAACUUCCUUUUCAUUUGGAUGUAAAACCUGGAGGCGUGUUGUUUGCUCUCUCAGUUAGGAAACACAUCAGCUACUGGAAUGCUCAAGUAGAAAUAGCUGCAACGGUUGACAAGGAAUUUUAAAAAUAGCUAUUUAACUAAGAAGUGCUACGCUCUCUGUGUAACCAUUGGUAACCUUGUCACGUGAGCUGGUCAAUUAAAAAAAACAGUUGUCAUGGUACGAA